Molecule: messenger RNA, 1266 nt
Organism: Cydia pomonella (codling moth)
Lineage: Eukaryota; Metazoa; Arthropoda; Insecta; Lepidoptera; Tortricidae
Product: 23 kDa integral membrane protein-like
Exons: 5
Coding region: 86-709 (207 amino acids)
Cellular component (GO): membrane
Source: RefSeq, a predicted model, not a curated record
UGAAGAGUUUUGGAUCACGUAAUAUUCCUGGCUCAGUCGAAAAUAGCCCGCGGGAUAGCGACGUCGCACGCGCAAAUAAAACAAUAUGGGUUGCGGUACUUGUGUUAAAGUCAUAGUUUUCAUCACCAAUAUAUUACUUGCAUUGGCAAGCUUGGCGCUGAUCGGCGUCGGCGUCGCGGCGUUAUUGAUCGUACACGGCGAUGGCCCCAUCGUUGUCAUCGUUGUCGGCGCCAUUGCCUUCGUCAUCUCAUUCCUGGGCUGCUGCGGUGCCUUAAUGGACAGUCAGUGCAUGUUGUUCUCUUACUCAAUCCUGCUGAUCAUCCUGAUGAACCUGAAGACCGCAUUGGCGACGGCGAUCGUGGUGGCCCAGGACUCCAUAAAGUCUACAGCUACGGCUCUGCUGCAACAGCAGUUCGAAGCCGACAACACGUCCAUCUCCUGGCUUGAGGACGCGUUAAAGUGUUGCGGCACGCAUGGUGCCCGCUCGUACCCGUACCUGCAGCUGCCGGCGUCUUGCUGCAACGGAGACAACUGUACCAUCGUCAACGCAUACCCCGGCUGCAAUGGUGCGCUGAACGAGUUCGUCGAGGACUUCGGACUGGGCAUCGCUGGCUGCUGCGUACUGCUGAUCGCCAUUGAGUUGAUCGCAGUGAUCUUCGCCCUCUACCUGGCCAACCACGUGGCAAACAAGUAUAAGAGUCGCUACUGAUUUGGUUGGUAAAGUGCUUGGUGGGGGACUGGGGGAACUAGAAGCGGUGACCAUCGUGGCACAAAUGUGAACUUUAGCGGGCCAACAUUUUCAUACCGUUAGGGCACCACUCACCACUACUCGACACUAACUAGGGCUAGUUUAGUUAGCUGGACAGUCGUAGAGCUAAACUAAGUGACUAAAUAGGUAGAUAAUACUAUUUAACCACUUGACGGGUUAGUUGUCUUUUACAAGAGUCAAGCAUUUCACUUUAUGUAGGUAAAUAAGGUAGGUAUGUACUUACGUUAAUGCUUUUAAAUAGUUAUUUAUGGUACAAGUUUGUAAGUAUUUCGUGACUAGUGACUUUUUAGUAAUUAGUGACUUUUGCUUGUCACCUGACGAUUUGUAGGUACUUUAUUACGCGUGAGAACCUUUACGAGCUGGUGUGGUGAAAAAAUAAUUGUACUCUUUGUAUGUCUAAUAUUUUUUAUGAUUGUAAGUAGGUAUUAUUUUUUCAUUGUCAAUGAUUAAUAUUAUUUUUGUAAAAUAAGUAAUUUGCAAAUAUAUAAGUAUUUUUA